Darwinula stevensoni is the source of this 642-nucleotide messenger RNA. The record is from the annotation of a GenBank genome assembly. NCBI's taxonomy places the organism in Eukaryota, Metazoa, Arthropoda, Ostracoda, Podocopida, Darwinulidae.
AUGCCUCGACCUGGGGUCGUUUCGUCUCGACAGGGAAUGAGCACGGUGGAUCCGUCCGGCGACUGGGUGGAGAUGGGCGAAGGAGGUGGAAAGAGGUUCCAAGUGAAUCGGGUCCGAUCUCAACGAAGCGACGGGGCCGAGGAAUCCGAUCAAUUCGGAUCCGACGAAUUCCUCACGACCGCCAACCACAACAUCGGUGGGACGUCGACGUACGACACUCGGUAUCUGAAGUCCCUUCGUCAUCUGACGCGGGAAGCCUUUCCCAGGGAACAUCACUAUCGGAACAUGAUGAGCAUCCAAGCCGGCUACGAGAGGCCCACGUUGGACGAGCUCCACGCCGCCACCGUCGUCGACGAACCCAGGGUAACCGCUCCUUUCUUCCGAACUCCAGAUUUCGUUCCGACUUCGGUUCCGGGUCGGCGAAGCGUCGAGCCGCAGGAACGCGCGCAGAAGAUGCGACGCGUCCGGCGAGUGCGAACGCAGCGCAACGUCCGCGUCGAAUGGCAUUCCGGAUUCCGGUUCGGUCGAACCGGUGUCGUCGGCGAAUCUGGCUCCUGUCAGAACCGACUACGGCGGUGUUUUUUCGCCGACGCCAUCGCGACCGUCGUGGUCGAUUUUGCGUCGCCGACUUCACUACCGUAG